AUGUCUAUUUUCGCCUCAAUAGGAGGCCAUCCUGACCAAGAACCAUAUAUCACAGUAUGGGAAGACUUGGUGAUGUAUCCGCCGGACUGGGUCCGACCAUUUCUUCCAAAUGAUAAAAUAAGAGUCCUAGCCCCAUCCUACUCAUACUUUAAACGGGGCGUACCUGUGACAACCAGGACUCUGGCUCUCACAGGAGUAGAAGAAGGGGUGACCAAUAAUGGAGGAGAUUAUGAAAAAUUGAAAGAACCAAGCCCUAAGACCAAGGUAUAUCCAGAGGUCGAAGGACCCCCUGAAUGGACUCCACCUGUAUCCACAUCUAUACCCACCGCCCCCCCAACUGGACCCCGGUCCCCAGACGAGGGAGUACCUGUGCCAUAUAACCCGGGGGGUUGGGAAGAAGGACCCUAUACCGGUACCAGGAGUAAACGGGGGAUAAUGCCUGAGGGACCAGACUCCACUGUAGCCUUACCACUCCGGGCGGUGGGGCCAGCCCCCACAGAGCCAGAUGAGUUACAACCAUUACAGUACUGGCCCUUUUCGUCCUCCGAUUUGUACAACUGGAAAGCAAAUAACCCUUCUUUUUCUGAGAACUCUGCUGCCCUCAUAGGACUAGUCGAAUCCCUGAUGUACUCCCAUCAGCCCACAUGGGACGACUGCCAGCAGUUACUUCAAACACUUUUCACCACAGAGGAGCGAGAACGAAUCUUCUCGGAGGCACGAAAAACCCUGCAGGAAGGCCAACCAGGCCAACCCCCUCGAACAGGAAUGGAAGUGGAAGCGUUGUUCCCAGUAGCGCGACCGCAAUGGGACUAUAAUACAGCAGCAGGUAGGGAACGACUGUCCAUAUACCGCCGGGCUCUGGUAGCAGGACUAAGAGGGGCAGCCAGGAAACCUACCAAUCUGGCAAAGGUGAGAGAAAUUAUGCAGGGGCCUAAUGAACCACCCUCGGUGUUCCUAGAACGUAUCAUGGAGGCCUAUCGUAUUUAUACCCCGUUUGAUCCCAAAUCUAGGGGACAACGGGCCUCCGUUAUCAUGUCCUUCAUUGGACAAGCUGCACCAGAUAUAAAACGAAAACUGCAGCAUAUCGAGGGAUUGCAGGAUUACACCCUGCAAGAUAUUGUUAAAGAGGCUGAGAAAGUGUUCCAUAAAAGGGAAACCGAGGAAGAAAAGUGGGAGAGGGAAAAGAAUGAGAGAGAGAAGGAAGAAAUACGAAGACAAAAGAGACAGGAUAAGAAUUUAACAAGAAUACUUACUACAGUAAUGGCCGAGGGGAAACGCCAAGGGGAAAGACAGGCGAAAGGAGGAAGGGACCUGGGCGACAAUGACAGGAAUAAGGGACCCAGAAGACUGGGAAAAGAUCAAUGUGCGUUCUGCAAGGAACAUGGGCAUUGGGCCCGUGAAUGCCCUAAGAAAAAGGGAAAGAGAGUACUAACCCUGGAGGAAGAUGAAGAUUAAUGGGGUCAGGGCCCGGAACCCCUCCCCGAGCCUAGGAUAACGUUAAAUGUGGAGGGGACCCCAGUAAAUUUUUUGAUUGAUACUGGGGCAGAAUAUUCCGUACUGAAAACCUCAUUAGGGACUGUAACUAACAAACAGACCAUGGUAAUUGGAGCAACAGGUCGAAAAGAAUACCCCUGGACAACUAAUCGAACUAUUGACUUGGGAACUAACCAGGUAUCCCAUUCUUUUUUGUUAAUACCCGAGUGCCCUACCCCCCUCCUCGGACGAGACCUGUUAACAAAAAUGAAGGCUCAGAUAAGCUUUACUUCUGCUGGCCCUGAGAUCGCCCUUGCAGGCAGAAAGCCAAAAACAUGCGUAUUGUCUCUGCACUUGGGGGAGGAAUAUAGACUAUACCAAAACCCCAAGGAGAACCUGGAUAACCUUGAAAAGUGGCUCAAGCAGUAUCAUGGGGGCAUGGGGGAAGCGGUGAACAUCCCUCCCAUAGUGAUCAAGCUGCAAUCAAAUGCCACCCCAAUAAGCGUAAAACAAUACCCAUUGUCAAAAGAGGCAGUAGCAGGGAUACGACCUCACAUCGACAAGCUUGUACAACAAGGGAUUCUUGUGCCUUGUAAAUCUCCCUGGAACACACCACUCUUGCCGGUAAAGAAACCUGGGACUGGGGAUUAUCGGCCAGUACAGGACUUGCGGGAAGUCAACAAGAGUCCUUACCUUACAUCCUACGAUGACCUCCUACUCGCGGCGUCCACCAAAGAAAGCUGCCUGAUGGGAACUCGCAGACUACUGGUUGAACUUGGAAGGUUGGGGUACCGUGUCUCAGCAAAGAAGGCACAAAUCUGCCAGAAAGAGGUAACCUAUCUGGGAUAUGCUCUAAAGGAUGGAAAAAGGUGGCUGACGGAAGCCCGAAAGAAGGCCAUCUUGCAGAUCCCCACCCCGUCAACCUCUCGACAGGUGCGUGAGUUCCUGGGAACGGCGGGGUUCUGUCGCCUUUGGAUACUUGGGUUUGCUAGCUUGGCUGAACCACUAUAUCCACUCACCAAAAACAAAGGAGAAUUCGUAUGGGGCAAAGAGCAGGAGGAGGCCUUCACCAACAUAAAGAAGGCGCUGUUAAGUUCCCCUGCUCUGGCGUUACCUGACCUCACCAAACCAUUUACUCUGUUCGUGGAUGAGCGAAAGGGAGUGGCCCGGGGUGUGUUAACACAGAAACUCGGACCCUGGAAACGGCCAGUGGCAUACUUGUCAAAAAAAUUAGACCCCGUGGCCAGUGGAUGGCCUGCCUGCCUUAAAAUAGUGGCUGCCACCGCAGUCUUGGUAAAAGACUCUGAUAAACUUACUUUUGGACAACCAAUUACAAUCAUUGCAGCCCACUCCCUGGAAAGCAUUAUUCGACAACCUCCUGACCGGUGGUUAACAAAUGCCAGGAUGACUUACUAUCAGAGUCUGUUACUAACUGAACGUAUUAAGUUUGCCCCUCCAGCCAUCCUGAACCCAGCCACACUGAUGCCUGAAGCAGGAGAGAGUGACCAGCCUCUCCAUGAAUGCCAAGAGGUUCUAGCCGAAGAAGUGGGCAUUCGCGCAGACCUAACUGACCAGCCUAUGGAAGGAACCCCCUCGUGGUUCACCGAUGGGAGCAGCUACCUGCUGGAAGGAAAGCGAAAGGCUGGCGCAGCCGUAGUGGACGGGAAACGGGUCGUGUGGGCUAGCUCGUUGCCAGAGGGGACCUCUGCCCAAAAAGCCGAACUAGUAGCCCUCAUACAGGCCCUGAGGUUGGCUGAAGGAAAAGUGAUUAACAUAUUUACCGAUAGCAGAUACGCCUUCGCAACAGCCCACGUCCACGGGGCAAUAUACAGACAGAGGGGGCUCUUGACAUCGGCGGGGAAGGAAAUUAAGAACAAAGAGGAAAUUUUAAAUCUCCUAGAAGCCGUACAUCUCCCCAAAAAGGUGGCCAUCAUACAUUGCCCAGGGCAUCAAAAAGGAGAUGACUGGGUUGCAAGAGGGAAUCGAAUGGCAGACACAACUGCCAAAGAGGCCGCACUAGAGGCCAUGAUACUCUCAGUAAUCGGGUCAGACAAUGGACCUGCCUUUGUCGCCCAGCACGCCUAA
Molecule: messenger RNA, 3558 nt
Organism: Colius striatus (speckled mousebird)
Lineage: Eukaryota; Metazoa; Chordata; Aves; Coliiformes; Coliidae
Exons: 4
Biological process (GO): virion assembly; proteolysis
Molecular function (GO): nucleic acid binding; aspartic-type endopeptidase activity; RNA-DNA hybrid ribonuclease activity
Source: RefSeq, a predicted model, not a curated record